GCCAAGGAUAGGACGAAUGAUGAAAUGGACGACAAGCGGAACCGCAAUCCAAAGGAUAGGACGACUAACAAGGUCGAUGGCCAUACGGAGGAUAGGAAGAAUGACGAAACAAGUGAUAAAUUGGACGACAAGCUGAACACCAAUCCAAAGGAUAUGACGACUGGCAAGGCGGAUAACAAAACGGAAGACAAGCAGAACGACAGUCCAAUCCUUAUCUCACUCGACACUUUAAGGGAUCUUGUGAAGGAAAUGGCAGCUGCCAAGAUGGAUGACAAGACGAACAACCCGACAAGUGGUACGGCAAAUGACGUGCAGAACAUCAAUCUAAACAACGCCACACUUGCCACUUUAAAUGAUGUGGUCAAAAAGAUGUCACAGGGGACGGUGAAUGUCACGAUGGAUGACAAGACGAACAACACGAUAGAGGACCCGGCAAAUGACGGGCAGAACAGCGAUGCAGAUUACGCCAUGGUCAACGCCUUGGCGGAUUUGCUAAAAGAAAUGUCAAAGACGAACGAUACGGCAGACAGCACGGCAAAAGACAAGAAGGGCAGCAAGGAAGACUACGACAAGGAGCUGGACAAGAAGCUGAAACAAAUGUCAACUGACAUGAUAAGGGACAUGGUAAAGAAGAAGCUGGAAGAGGCGGAGGGCAGGAUAAACGGCCUCCCAAAGGACCACCCAGACAACAGACCCACGAACUACAUUCCCAAGAAACAUGUAGGCAGCGGGGCAAAACGCAACCUCACGGAGCUCCUCUUCAACCGGCCGCUCACGUACUCGGAAUACACGGCGCGCAACUGGAUGUGGCUGCGGUGCCGCACAUUCACCAGCAACCAGUUCGACGUGGGCGGCAACUGGCCGGGCCACUUCGGGAGCUGGUUCCUGGGGAAGCUGCACGAGACGAAAUGCGCGCCCAUCAACUGGCAGUUCGAGUACGUCAACGGCCAGCGCUGGGGCGACGCCUACGUGGCCUUCGACUGGUGGUCGACCGGGUGCGACCAGAUCCGCGCCGUCAAGGCGGCCAUCAAGGCGGCGGCCAAGUCGGCGACCGAGAUGCGGCGCGAGCUGUACAUCUACAACUGCGUCGGCUUCAACGACUACCCGUGGUCGUUUGUCGAGAUGCGCAAGGGCGAGCCCUUGAUGAUGCAACGCAACAAGGGCCUGGGCAUGGACCCGGCCGCCACGGCGCAGCAGAAGUGGGAGAACGGCGAGAAAGUGCCCGGCUUCCACCCGCUUGUCUCGAAUGCGGAUGAUGAUCAGGCGAAGAAGGCGGAGGAGGAGGAGGAGGCCGCGAAGGAGAAGAAGGAGGCCGCCGCCGCGAAGGCUGCCGCGGAUGCUGUUAGGGCGGCCACCGCCAAUGCCGAUGAUCCAUAUUGAUGCGCUUGUUGUGUUGUGUUGUAUUCUUU
Ilyonectria robusta is the source of this 1409-nucleotide messenger RNA. RefSeq lists its product as uncharacterized. The record is from RefSeq and is a predicted model, not a curated record. Lineage: Eukaryota; Fungi; Ascomycota; Sordariomycetes; Hypocreales; Nectriaceae. The coding region runs from base 25 to 1380 and encodes 451 amino acids. The transcript has a single exon.